Carcharodon carcharias (great white shark) is the source of this 2514-nucleotide messenger RNA. It is a transcript of the gene eed, whose product is annotated as embryonic ectoderm development. Gene Ontology annotation, molecular function: protein binding; nucleosome binding. Gene Ontology annotation, cellular component: ESC/E(Z) complex. Bases 373 to 1677 code for a protein of 434 amino acids. Gene Ontology annotation, biological process: negative regulation of transcription by RNA polymerase II. The transcript is spliced from 12 exons. NCBI's taxonomy places the organism in Eukaryota, Metazoa, Chordata, Chondrichthyes, Lamniformes, Lamnidae. The record is from RefSeq and is a predicted model, not a curated record.
GAAUAAAGGGCCCGAAAACAAGAGAAGCAUCAGGGCUCAUGAUUUAUCUUUUGGGCCCUGGUGUCAUGAGGUCAGUUAUUCAUGAACUUACAAGAAGUAUCGAAUAGUUUUUAAAUUAAUACUGAUGUCAGUACAUUAAUCAAACCAGAAUGUACACAGAUAGUUUGACAAACUAAGAAACAACAGCGUUUGGACAGCUAACCGAAUUAAAUAACAUUCUCAAAUCGCCGCCAAGUGCGGAAAACAUCCAAAACAAAACCAGGCCUCACUCCACAACACACCGCCUUUUGAUGCCUUAUUUUUGCGACAGUGUUCGGCGUGACGCAAUGACUUUGCGACCGUGUGCGGCAUGACGCGUUCUUUGUGCGGAUCAUGUCGGAGAGCGCGGCGCGAGGCGACAUGCCGGCCAAGAGACAGAAACUGAGCGACGAAAACAGCAACCCGGACGUAUCUGGAGACGAAAACGAUGACGCUGCCAGUAUAGAGAGUGGUACAAAUACAGAGAGGCCAGACACCCCUACAAACACACCAAAUGUCCCUGGGCGGAAGAGCUGGGGGAAGGGCAAGUGGAAGUCCAAGAAAUGCAAAUAUUCCUUUAAAUGUGUCAACAGUCUUAAGGAGGAUCAUGGUCAACCACUUUUCGGAGUGCAGUUUAACUGGCACAGUAAGGAGGGAGAUCCUUUGGUAUUUGCCACAGUCGGCAGCAACCGGGUCACACUGUAUGAAUGCCAUUCUCAAGGAGAAAUAAGAUUACUACAGUCAUAUGUGGAUGCUGAUACAGAUGAAAACUUCUACACAUGUGCAUGGACUUAUGACAGUAAUACAAGUCACCCCCUCCUAGCUGUGGCAGGAUCGAGGGGCAUUAUCCGAAUUAUUAAUCCUAUUUCCAUGCAGUGCAUUAAGCACUAUGUUGGACAUGGUAAUGCAAUCAAUGAGCUGAAAUUCCACCCCAGAGAACCAAAUCUUCUGCUUUCUGUAAGCAAAGAUCAUGCUCUAAGGUUUUGGAACAUCCAGACAGACACUUUAGUUGCGAUAUUUGGAGGUGUGGAAGGACAUCGAGAUGAGGUGCUGAGUGCAGAUUUUGAUCUCCUUGGAGAAAAAAUAAUGUCUUGUGGCAUGGAUCAUUCUCUUAAAUUGUGGCGAAUCAACUCGGAAAGAAUGCUAAAAGCUAUUAAAGCAUCGAAUGAAUAUAACCCAAGUAAAACUAACAGGCCAUUUGUGUCGCAGAAAAUCCAUUUCCCAGAUUUCUCCACUAGGGACAUACACAGGAAUUAUGUGGACUGCGUGCGAUGGCUUGGAGAUCUGAUAUUAUCAAAGUCUUGUGAAAAUGCCAUAGUGUGCUGGAAACCUAGCAAAAUGGAGGAUGACAUUGAUAGAAUAAAACCAAAUGAAUCAAAUGUGACCAUACUGGGAAGAUUUGAUUACAGUCAGUGCGAUAUCUGGUACAUGAGGUUUUCAAUGGAUUUCUGGCAGAAGAUGCUGGCUUUGGGUAAUCAAGUUGGAAAACUCUAUGUAUGGGACCUCGAAGUGGAAGAUCCUCAUAAGGCUAAGUGCACAACACUGGCAUAUCCAAAAUGCACCGCAGCCAUACGACAAACGAGUUUUAGCAGAGAUAGCAGUAUUCUCAUCGCUGUAUGUGAUGAUGCCACCAUCUGGCGAUGGGACAGACUUCGAUAAACAAUAAUAUUAAUCACAUUCCAGAUUGUGAAUUCGGCAUAUUAUCUGUGUACCAGUGACAUUGAAUAUUUUCUCAGCUUGUUUUGCCCAGUUAUAUUGUCACAGGAAUUUUACUGUUAGUCGUUUGGUAGUACAGAACUUGAGUUUCACGUCUGAAAAAAGAGAUGUGUCUCAGCUUUUUGUCUUACACACAUCAGGACACUGACAGGAAUACCAAUUCAGGGGAAAACAAUUUAUACUGUAUUUGAAGAGUGGGCUGGUUGGUGGGCAAGUGGCAUUGCCAUGGAGAAUGCAGUGAUGGUGACUGAUAAUUAAUGCUAAGCAUUGUUUGAAAUUUGAACCAGGUAACUUGACCCUGAUUGGUCAUGGCACUGCCCUGAGGAAUGAGUCACUACAUGGCUGUCACUUAUUUUGUUCAGCUGAAACAGGAGCGAUGUAUGUACAUGUACAUUUGUGCCUGUUUCAGUUAAAUAAAAUAAGGGACAGCCAUUCGCUGACUCAUUCCUUGGGGCAAUGCCUUGACCAGUCAGGAUCAAAUUGCCUGGUUUCAAUUUCAAAACAAUGCUUGACAUUAACUGUCAGUCACCAUCACUGCACUCUCUAUGGCAACACCACUUGCCAACCAAUCAACACUCUUCACAUACAGUAUAAAUUGUUGUUUUCCCCUUAUAUUGGUAUUCCUGAUAAGUGCAAGAAGAAAAACUUAGACAUGUCUUUUUUUCCAGCAAUUUUACCAUUUAUGUACAUCUGCUAAUACAUAUUGUGUAGUUAAGUUGACCUUUCUGUUCGUGAUGCUUGGUGCUUUUACUCUGCUAUCAAUAAAAUAUAUUUUUUAUA